Molecule: messenger RNA, 1647 nt
Organism: Gaeumannomyces tritici R3-111a-1
Lineage: Eukaryota; Fungi; Ascomycota; Sordariomycetes; Magnaporthales; Magnaporthaceae
Product: homoisocitrate dehydrogenase
Exons: 2
Coding region: 574-1647 (357 amino acids)
Biological process (GO): isocitrate metabolic process; tricarboxylic acid cycle
Cellular component (GO): mitochondrion
Molecular function (GO): isocitrate dehydrogenase (NAD+) activity; magnesium ion binding; NAD binding
Source: RefSeq, a predicted model, not a curated record
UCUCCAUCUCUCCAUCUCUCCAUCUCUCCAUCAGGGCCCGACACCCUGAGCGGCGACGCGGCAGUCCGCGCCCGUGUUUCUUUUGCCCAUCUGGGGCCGACUCCGAGCUUUAGUUUACCUAGAUUGCCCUUUGGCUCUCAUGCCCGCUCUGUCAGUUAUCUCCUAAGGCUGCUGAUGCGCGAAGACGGGCUUCAAUCUGCAGCCCGCAAUGUCAGCCAAUCUCCAGGGGCAAGGGACACCCCCCUGUGCACCCCACACAGGCCACACAGGGGUUUCUCGGUCCCAUCCGCUUCACCUUUGCGCACAAAAGCGGGCACAGGCCAGACAGUGUCUGGCGACGGGAAUUGAACCUAAGCCACGACUCCGAUAUCCGGACCAGGCCAGCGCCCUCCACUAUCGUUAUCACACGCUGAAUCGCCAGCCUUGGCCAAAAAGUCUGAGCCUGGGCCUUGCCGCAUGUGCCGCCGCCUCACAACCUGGCACGAAAACCCCGAGGCCCAGCCAGACCGGAAGCUCGAUUAAAACCCAAUUGGACCGUGCUGGAUAGCGGCGACACAACUCCAAUAAAGCACAAUGGCUGCCCGUGCUCUGAGAAUAGGCCUCAUCCCCGGUGAUGGCAUCGGCAAAGAGGUCAUCCCCGCCGGGCGGCGGGUGCUCGAGGCGCUCCCCGCCUCGCUGGGCCUCAAGUUCUCCUUCCUCAACCUGCAGGCCGGCUUCCAGACGUUCGAGGAGACGGGCGCGGCCCUGCCCGACCGCACCGUCUCGGCGCUCAAGGCCGAGUGCGACGGCGCCCUCUUCGGCGCCGUGAGCUCGCCCACCAGCCCCGUCAAGGGCUACAGCUCGCCCAUCGUGGCCCUGCGCAAGCGCCUCGACCUCUACGCAAACGUCCGCCCCGUCAAGUCGGUCCUGACGGGGCCCCGGCCGGUCGACAUGGUCAUCGUACGUGAGAACACCGAGGACCUGUACGUCAAGGAGGAGCGCACCAUCCACACCGACGACGGCCUCGUCGCCGAGGCCAUCAAGCGCAUCUCGUACCGCGCCUCGCACCGCAUCGCCACAAUCGCCGGCGAGAUCGCCCUGCGCCGCCAGAAGAUCCGCGCCGCCGGCGCCGCCAGCAUCCACUCUAGCCCGCUCGUCACCAUCACACACAAGUCAAACGUGCUCUCCCAGACCGACGGCCUCUUCCGCCAGGCGGCCAAGGAGGCCCUCGCGGACCCGCGCUUCGCGGGCACCGUCAGGGUUGAGGAGCAGAUCGUGGACAGCAUGGUGUACAAGCUGUUCCGCCAGCCAGAGGACUACGACGUCAUCGUGGCCCCCAACCUAUACGGCGACAUCCUGUCCGACGGCGCCGCCGCCCUCGUCGGCUCGCUCGGCCUCGUGCCCAGCGCAAACGUCGGCGAGGGCUUCGCCAUCGGCGAGCCCUGCCACGGCAGCGCCCCGGACAUUGAGGGCAAGGGCAUCUCCAACCCCGUCGCCACCAUCCGCUCCGCCGCCCUGAUGCUCGAGUUCCUCAACGAGGAGGCCGCCGCCGCCAAGAUAUACGCUGCCGUCGACGCUAACCUCGAGGAGGGCAAGCUGCUGACCCCGGACCUGGGUGGCAAGGCUACCACCGAGGAGGUUGUCGAGGACAUCCUGAGGAGGUUGUAA